This is a messenger RNA of Sclerotinia trifoliorum, 2029 nucleotides long. The record is from the annotation of a GenBank genome assembly. NCBI's taxonomy places the organism in Eukaryota, Fungi, Ascomycota, Leotiomycetes, Helotiales, Sclerotiniaceae.
CGUGUGUCAUGCUAUCAACGUCGUACUUGGUUGUAAAAGCUAUCCGUAACUGAUUAUCGUAAGUCUUACGGUACGUACCGACCGAUAAAGCUCCAACGUCAAGUAAUUGUGUACACACUGAUUUGCUACUCCACCCAUUCAAAGUAUCAUAAACUAUCCCCAAAUUUCCAUAAGUUAUUCUAUCCUUUGAUAAAAUAUCAUUUGCUAAAGAGGCAGUCCUGGAUCAGUCUGAGUAUUCAUUAUUUAUUUGAAUAGAGCUGUGACAUCCGCCACUGCUGGCUCGGAGCUACUCAUAUCUACAUUUCUUCCCUACAUCACUCUACUUCUCUGUUUAUUUCCUCCUCAACAUAACAUUUUCGUUAUACUCUUGCGCAUUCAAUCUCGCUCGAAAUGGCUGAUAUAAUUACCAAGCUAAAUCCCGACACCCAUCUAAUUCUUGUAGUCAUCCCAUCUUCCCUCGCCCAUCCAUCCAUCCAGCUAGCUAACCACAUCAUAGGACCAACCACUUCUCCGCCUUCCCCUCGAACUUCUCCGCAAAAACUUCAAAGUCGUACAUUUCAACCUCGAAAAAGAAAGCGCCAGCGUAAAAGCAACACUCCGCGAAACCACCGACGCAUCUCUAAAUCAAAAUGCCUCUCCAGACGAUAUUCUCAAAAAUGUUGAUUCGAUGUUAUCUCGGAUGCGAGGUCUAAAGAGGAAACUACAAUCAUGCGCAGAAGAAGAAAAGAGACUUCAGGAACAAUCUGCGGCGAGGAUAAAACAUCUCAGUGCUCUAUAUGAGAUGAAGAGUUUGGAUGAUGUGAAAUAUGAAGAAUGGAGUCGGACACGACUGGAUCGUUUAUUAGUGGAUUAUCUAUUGCGAAAUGGAUAUAAGGAUAGUGCGACUGCUUUGGCGAAAGAGAAGAAUAUUGGACAAUUGGUUGAUGUGGAAACUUUUGUCCAGAUGAGUAGGAUUAGAGAUAGUCUAUGCAGUGGCAAAGUUGCUGAAGCACUGGCGUGGUGUUCGGAGAAUAAGAAAGAAUUGAGGAAGAUGGAGGUAAGGAUGCGAAGUCUAUAUUUCCAUACAUAUACUCAUUUUUUUCCAGAGUAACCUCGAAUUUAUGCUUCGUUUUCAACAAUAUGUCGAGUUAGUACGAACACAAGAUGAGGCGAAGCUGGUUGAAUCGAUCGCGCAUGCGAAAAAGUAUCUAUUACCAUUCCGAGAGAGCUACCCCAAGGAAGUACAACAAGCAUGUGGACUUCUUGCAUUUCCUCCUGGUACAAGAGCUAGCGGUUAUGGAGUAUGUUAUCCUUCAUUUAAUUCUAUAUUCCUAACAUAUUUCAGGAACUUUACAGUCCAGCCCGGUGGACAGAUUUAGCCACACUAUUCACAGAAACUCACAAUACCCUUUUAUCCCUUCCAUCCGUCCCGCUCCUACACAUCGCACUCUCCGCCGGUCUCUCAGCUCUCAAAACGCCAACUUGUCAUUCCUCCCAUAUUUCCUCCAUCUCUCCUGCUUCAACUACCGCAAACACUACAUCAGUCUGUCCCAUUUGCAGCAUCGAACUCAAUGAUCUUGCUCGGAAUAUGCCUUAUGCACAACAUACUAAAAGUCAUGUCGAAAGUGAUUUGGUGCUUCUUCCGAGCGGAUAUGUGUAUGGAGAACAUAGAUUGCAGGAACAUGGUCGGAAGAUGGGUUUGGCAGAGGGUGUAUAUAAAGAUUUGAGGACGGGUGAUGUUUAUAGGAAGGAGGAGACGAAGAAAGUUUAUAUCUCUUGAUUGAUGGUAAUGAGUUAACUAAAUGAUGGAUGCGUUUCUUCUAGUGGUUGAUUGCGGGAAUUUGGAGUUAGGGUGUGUAUAGUGUUGGGAUGGGAGUUUGAAUUAAGAUGUUUAUAGUAUUCGAGACGGCAGUUUAUCAUAUGCUGGGGAGAUGAGGUACAUAGAAUGUAUUAUGAAUGAUUAAAUGUGACGGCUCUUUCCAGGUAUGUGUAUAUAUACAUGAAUAAGAGUCUAAAUCCCACUUCUUUUCAUAUCCUUCCCCAUCUAGAU